Haemorhous mexicanus (house finch) is the source of this 4232-nucleotide messenger RNA. Its product is annotated as hydrocephalus-inducing protein homolog. The transcript is spliced from 9 exons. The coding region runs from base 708 to 1520 and encodes 270 amino acids. NCBI's taxonomy places the organism in Eukaryota, Metazoa, Chordata, Aves, Passeriformes, Fringillidae. The record is from RefSeq and is a predicted model, not a curated record. Gene Ontology annotation, cellular component: axoneme. Gene Ontology annotation, biological process: axonemal central apparatus assembly; cilium movement.
CCACAAACAGGGCGGCACCGUCUGUGCCAGCGGCGCGGCCUCAGUUGGCUGAGAACGCGGUCCUGGCUGGUUGUGCGCAGCCUGGGCUCCUGCAGGCGGCUUCGCUGGGCGAUUUGCCAAGUGAAUUGUUCACGGAGCAUUGGUCUCUGCCAGCGAGUCCUGUGAAUUUGCGGAGCAUUGGUCUCUGCAGAGGAUUCCUAAACGUGCAGGACAUUGUUCUCUGCUAGGGAGUCCUCAAUUCGCACAGCAUUGGCCUCUUAGGAAGGUUCCUCCACGUGCAGAGCUUUGGCCUCUGCGAAAGGUUCCUGAAUUUCCUUUGAAGUUUUGUUGAGGCAUUGCCACUCAUCUGGGAGACCCUCCCUUCAAAAUGACUUCUGGAGUCCCAGAGUAGAGCUCGACACCUCAUCUUUUGUCCAGGAAAGACUGACAUCUUUUACUGAAUUCCUUCUGUCAGGCUGGACACUCACCGGUGCUGCUCUGACCAAGCUGCCCUUGGGCACCUGGGCAUGUGGUGGGGGGAAGCUCAAACUCUGCCCAAAGCCCUGAGAGCCACAGCUGGUCCCAGCUAGAAGAGGUUCCAAAGCAGCUGUUUUCUCUCAGCUCCUGUGUGAGCACAGAUCCAGCCCUGCAGAUGCAGUGUACAGCAAAGCAAGUUAUCUGCUGCAGCACGUCCAGAAGAAAAUGCCUCAGUGCCUUUGUUCUGCAGGAUGGUGGAAAUCUUCCUGUGCUGGGAAUUCUCCCCUGAUUUGGUUUGCCCUGUGUUGAUGUUUCUUCAGGUGGUGAAGGUCUCCAUGGGGAGCUCCCCUUACUUCCAGCUCACGUGCUCCAGCGAUGUGUUCCGUGUCGUGCCGCCGGGCGCGUCUGCCCCUGUGCGCAUCCGCUUCAGCCCCGGCGAGAACAAGGAUUAUUCCCAUGAGCUCGUCUGUGUCACUGAAAGGGAAAGGAUAGUUGUGCCAAUUCGGGCCAUUGGUGCCCGAGCUAUCCUGGACUUCCCUGCCCAGCUGGACUUCUCCAAGUGUCCAGUCAAGUGCAGCACCCAGAAGACUCUUCUGGUCUGCAAUGUCGGUACCCAGGCAGCUCGUUACCAGCUGUGCACCCAGAGUCCUUUCUCCAUGUCACCAGCCAUAGGAAUUCUGGACGCUGGUGACACCAUGCAGGUGACAGUGGGAUUUCACCCGCUGACCACGGGUGACCACUGCGGGUCCCUGGCAGUGUGCUGCAGCACAGGUGAAGAAAAUAUCCACACAAACCUCCACGGAGAUGCUGUAGAAGUCAAUGCUGGGUUGAGCACAAAUUCCGUGGAGCUUGAGAAGACUUUCAUCACCAUGUCAAGCCACAAAACCAUGUUCAUUGAAAACAGGAGUAACAUCACAGCCCACUUGCAGUGGAAGGCUUUUCCUACUGAGAAAGGAGAGAUUGAAGAGAAGAGGAGGCAUUGUCGAUUCCUGUGGACGCAGAGAGAGCUGUGGCUGGAAAAAAUUAACAGAGGAAAGAGAAACAGAAAAGGAGAAGGGCUCUAGUGAAGAUCGUGCUGUCCUCCUGAGGCUCCCGGGGGAGAUGGCAAAGUUGCACCAAGACCCCAUGCUGUUCUCCGAUGGCAUUUUUUUCAUUGAGCCAAUGGAGGGAGAAAUUGGGCCGAAUUGUUCAGCUGAAAUCAAGGUGACCUUCAAACCCCUGGAAACACUGGAGUAUCAAAGUUUGGCUUACUGCAGCAUCUCAGGUGCAGCUCCUUUGCCCUGCUUCUCUCAGCCUCAGUGAAGCCAUGGUGCAAGCCUGAGCCCCCUGGGCUCCCAUGGAACUGCUGGGAAGAGUCCCUGGUCAGCAGGGCACUGCUGGCACAUCCCCCCGGCCCUGCAUCUUCAGGGAGUCUCCCGUGCAAGGCCAGGGUUCAGAAUCCUGUGUCUGGGUUACUGAUCCCAGAACAACUCAGACGGUGCAGGGAGAGGUUUUCAUGCCAUGGCUUUGCCAGCAUUUCCUCAAAGGCCACAGAACUACAGAGCAGAACAGCUUGAGUGAACAAGCACAAAGCCCCUCCAGGCCACUGGCCUCCAGGAGGGGUCCAUUUGACAUGGAUCCAUCAUCAGGCAGCAGGAGCUGAGUUGGAAAUGUGUUCCCUGAGGCUGGAUCACCUCCCAGUGCCCAGACACCACCAGAGCAGAGGUGGCUGAGCCCCCCUGAGCCCAGGGUGUUGGUAGAAGGAGCACCCUUGGCCAGCACCCGCUUCUCUCCCUGUGUGGGAAUUGGCCCCUUGCAGCUCUGUUGGUGGGCGGCUGGCACACACGCGUGGCCGUAGCCGGCGUCAGCUGAACGGUUCGUGCAGGGGAGGGUCCCCUGGGGGGGGUUCCUGGGCCAGGGCCCCACCUUGGCCGCCACCUAGCAACCAGCUUAGAACUGGUGCAGAGCAGGGGAAUCUGACUGUUAAUCAAAGCAUCGCGAAGGCCCGAGGUGGUUGUUGACACGAUGUGAUUUCUGCCCAGUACUCUGAAUGUCAAAGUGAAGAAAUUCAGUGAAGCGCGGGUAAACGGUGGGAGUUACUAUGACUCUCUUAAGGAGAACACCUGCCCUCCCUGUCGUUGACCUCGCCACCCAGCGAUAGUUUCACAAAACCACUGAAAGAAAAAGUUGGCACAGUUUUUUGCUAUUGCACAGAGCCUUGUCCACGGGCUAUUGUUGGACAAAGUUGGCAGCUCGGGAGAGGGCCGACUGCUAACUAAUUCCACUUUCACUUGGACAUGUCUCUUAAUUUGUUAACCGGCUUUGACAAGAUGGUGCAGUCUUUGGCUUUGCGGUACAUAUCUACUGCCACUCAAACUGACCCAUCAGAUCUGUGGGUCAAAUGUUGCCUUCUGCUAUAAGGCAAGGCGACCUGGUUUCAAGGGACAGCACGGCGACCCAAACUCACCAGGGUCACUCGGGCCAAUGAUGGAUGCAGACACCAAUGUGGUAGACGGUCAAAAGGCCUUUAUUGUCUCAUCUCGUAGGGUUUUAUAGUCUAGGGAGCUUCACUACGUCAGAGGGGGGUCUGCAGUACUAUCUAUGGUUAGUAAGGAGUGGAAAGUUACUAGCGUUAGGGGGGCUGCAUUCCUGGUUACAUUCCUAGGGUGAUCUCUUAUCUCAGGGGAUUAAGGGAAAAGGAAUCCUGCCACUUUCCGUCACAUCGCGUGAUCUUCCGUUCGCCUGUCCCUAUCUACCACAGUCAAAGAUGCCGUUGUUCCAUCUAUACCCCCUCUGCCCAGUGAAGAGGGACUCGAUCUGGUGUGUUUGGAGUUUGUUAACUCCACAAUGGUGAUAGAGGAAAGGUUACACCAAGGAGUUGGAUGGGAGGGCUUGGCACAGUUUCCUGAGCCCUAUGAGAUCUCCCCUGUUGGGGCUGCCCAGGAUGAUGAGUACACAGCUAGAGGCACAAAAGGGCCAAAAACACCUGAAGCUCUUCCCGGGCCCAGUGGUGACGGUGCAAAGAGUCGAACACCUGUCUUGUCCAUCCCGGAUGAAAAACCAGCUUGUCCGCACUGUGAUACCCGGUUCACUAGGAUGUCAGGGCUGAUUGACCAUCUUAAGAGGGCGCACGGGCAGAAGAAAGUCAUCUUCAGAUGCUCGAAAUGUGGUAAACAAAAUCUUAAAUACCACAGCAUCUCCUGCCACGUCCCACGCUGCAAAGCGGAGGUAUGUGUGGCUCCCACUGGUGAGUGGGCCUGUGAGGUAUGCCAGCGUGGGUUUACGACCAAGGUAGGCCUGAGCCAGCACAAGAGGAUUAGACAUCCUCUUGUGAGGAAUGUGGAGCAGAUUGUGGCGUCCUGCGGUAUUCCGUGGUUUUCCUGGGCCCUGUAUGAGUCCAAAUCCGGCUAGCCCACAUGGAUCCGCAUAGACGAAAGUAACAGACCAGAGGCGCUCUUCUCCACGUGGGUGCAAGUAUCUUGUUUAUUGGCUUGGUGGCAAGACACUCUGGUGACGGGGCCACCCAGGUAGAAAAGAGGGCGUGGGACUCUCACACAAGAGGUUUUAUACCCUAGGGGAUGGGGGCAGGGGAGAGAGGACCAGGGCCAAUGGGAUGCCAUUGGGGAGGGGCAGGGUACCUAUGGGACAGACCACCCAGGUGUCUAUAACAGGGGGGGUGUAAGGGGGAGACCAUGUGAUGAGGGAGGGGGGAAAACCCAUCUACCUGACCCAACAUGCUCAGUAAAAAUUUCCCAUCACCCAGUGCAACAACUAAAUAAACUAUUUAGUGCAAUACA